UCUCUAAUGUGCAUGCAUACAAACACACACAAUGUCAACCAUGCUUUGUUAGGCACAAGCUCAAAUAUGUGGACACAGAUGGGAACGUAAAUUCCAAUAUUGAAAUUAUUUUCUCAAAUCAGGAAGAAAUGUGCAAUGAACUGGGUUUAAUCUCUCUUUACACAAAUGGUCUAUUCGGUCUAAACCUUUUAGUUCUUUUAUUGUAAAGUGACGUAGCAACAUCCGCUUUAUUACCAUCAUCAUAGGCUACUGUCGGCACCUCAUUCAGUGCACGACGUACAUUAUUAUCUAAAAAGGCGAGAAUAUUCCCAAAUGUAUUAUUAUUUAAUGACAGACACGUGGAUCAAGACACUUUGGAAUGCCCAGAGUCUUUUUUUAUAAGGUAACAUUAAUACAUAAUCAAAUACACCUCAUAAUAUUUUUAUUGAUAGGCCUAAACAUAAAAAAAAUCUGACUCGCUUUUCAAUAAGGACCAAAAACAUACACAAAUAUGACUUCCUGUGUCAAUCUUAUAACACCUUACAGUCAUUAUCAAACUUACAACAACUGAACUGCAGAUCUUAACACUAAAGCAGCGAGGAGCGUUUAUAAAAUAUGAGAAUCUGUGAGGCUGCUGUGGUUCGUUGUUUUACAGCAUGUUAUUACAUUUAUUUUACGAGGACUUGCAACUCGGAACUCUAUAAAAAACUUUACAAGGCUAGGGCAUGACAUACCUUAUGACGAAAUUUUGCAAGAUUUUACACUGAAUCGUUCGUUAAGCUAUCAGCGGUGAGGGCUACCACUGCAAUAAAUGUAUGUAUUAGUAUGACCUUGUUUAAAACAAAAAGUAUUGGUUUAAACCAUGCUCAAUGCAUAAUAUCACUACAUAGUUAAGAUUAAAAAUAUUUCUUAUCUUAUUUUUUUAGAGUACAAAUCAAAAACGCCGUUAUCAGCGGACUGAUUUACUCUCUGUAUUAGUAAAUAUGAUCACGUGAUUCAUGUAACCAAUCACUGGAGAUGAAGGCAGCAAAAAUACUAUGGUUGUUCAGAGGCAAGGUUCCGGAAACAGAGUAACGGUUUAUAUGAGUUUGAAGGAAUCCAAAAAUGUCGGGUAGUUCAGCUCUCAGUAGCUAUUAUGUGGACUCUAUUAUGGGGCACGACACGGAGGAUGUGUACGGAGCGCGUUAUGUCCAGGGCUCACACACAGUGAGGCCGUCAGGUGUGGCGGAAAAUGCGGACUUCUCCUCGUGCAGCUUCGCUCCAAAGUCAGCCGUGUUACCUGCGUCCUGGACCUCGGUUCACCAACCAUCUACUGCUGCUGCGUCCGGACUUUACCAUCCGUACGUCCACCAGACCCAUCUUUCGGACAACAGAUACGUGCGCUCCUGGAUAGAGCCAGUCUCAAGCCAUAUCUCUCUAUCGGGGCUCUACUCCAGCAGUCGGCACAGCGGCACAAAGACUCCAAGUUUACCCUCGAAAAGGACUGAGAGCGCUGCUUUUGAAACAGAAACAGUUCCCGAGUUCAGCUGCAGGGCUGUGUCCGAGAGCGUAGACAAAGCGACUGAAGAAACGGCUGCAAAUGAUAUUUCGAGUCACGAUGAACCUAAAGACGAAAAACAACAACUUGACCCAAGCAACCCUGCAGCAAACUGGAUCAGUGCAAGAUCAACAAGAAAGAAACGUUGCCCGUACACAAAAUAUCAGACUCUAGAAUUAGAGAAGGAGUUCCUUUAUAACAUGUAUUUAACGAGGGAUCGUCGUUAUGAAGUUGCACGAAUCCUGAAUUUAACAGAACGGCAGAUUAAAAUCUGGUUCCAGAACAGAAGAAUGAAAAUGAAGAAGAUGAACCGAGAGAGAAGCAGCAAAGAUCCUUAGUGAACAGUGUGCUUCAACUUAAUAUCUUAUAAUGCGAAUUACUUGAAAUUAAUGGUUAUUCCACAAUAAAUUAUACCUUAGCUUGGCUUAAAACACCUAAAAUCUGUUUCCUAGAUCCAUGGUGGAGUAGUUCAGGAUCUGAUAAUUCAGUGUCCUAUAUUUCAAAGUAAAAUUCAGCGUCGGAUGUUACUUAUUCUUAUUCAUAAAAAUCCUACCACUAAAAUGUCUUAUAGGCAAUUAGGAUAUGGUUCGUGGUCUGAUCAGUUCUUAAUGUGCUGAGCUGUAAUUAUGUCCAUAAUGCAUGCAAAACCUGCUCUUCACCUUCAUGCAUCCACAUGUGAUAAUUUACUGUGCCGUUUAUUUCUGUCUGUAAAUUGGACAUUAUGUACAAUCUCAUAUUUUUAAUCUAUCGUUUCAGAACUAGUGUAUUUCAAGUUGAAGCUCUUGCUGGUGUGGUAGAUGCAUCAACACGGUCUAAAAAAGAAAAAAAAUAUUUCCUUUUUUUUUCACAGUGAAGCUUCAGUGUUUUAUAAUGAAUUUUGGUGUAGACAAGCUUUGUUAAAUACUCUACACGUGCACAUACUGUGAAAUUGUUUGUCUCUCUUUUUAGACCAUGUUUUACAAAUAAAUUGCAUAUGUACA
Messenger RNA from Carassius carassius (crucian carp), 2496 nucleotides. RefSeq names its product homeobox protein Hox-D9a-like. The transcript has 2 exons. Gene Ontology annotation, biological process: embryonic skeletal system morphogenesis; proximal/distal pattern formation; DNA-templated transcription. The record is from RefSeq and is a predicted model, not a curated record. Lineage: Eukaryota; Metazoa; Chordata; Actinopteri; Cypriniformes; Cyprinidae. Gene Ontology annotation, cellular component: nucleus. Gene Ontology annotation, molecular function: DNA-binding transcription factor activity, RNA polymerase II-specific; RNA polymerase II cis-regulatory region sequence-specific DNA binding. Bases 1084 to 1854 code for a protein of 256 amino acids.